AUGUUGGUAGUUUAAUCAAGUACUCCCAAAUAUAAGAUUUUUUCUACAUUUCAGGUUUUAAAACUUCAUUUUGUAAUGUUAAUAUUACUGGGUGCAAAGAGAGGCCAAAUAAUUUAUCCAUAAGAACUGCAUUUAUUUAAAAGAAUAGGACAAACAGAAACAAACAGACAGGACACUCGAUCACUGAUAUGCCAGUUCCUUGCUGGUGUCGAAUUUGUUUUCUGACCAAGAUAAUGAUCUCAGCCAUUGUUCCAAAUAAAGCAAAGGAGUCUUAUUCUCACAAGCGUGAAUCUGCCUCAGCUAUUUAAGCCUCAGAUGCUCAAAAUGCUUCUUCAGCACACAGGUGUGUGACGCUGUUUUCUCAGAAUGAUGAUAUUCUGCCUUUUUCUGUGUGUCUCACUCUACAGUCAACAUGGCCACUGCAGCUUCAUCUGUCCAAAAAACUGCAUCUGUGAGCAAGCAAGCUCACUGCAGUGUUUCAGGGCUCAGGCUGUACCACCAGUCGUCUCAAACAACCUGAAGAAAAUACACCUGGGAUACAGUCACCUCAAAGAGCUGAAGGUCAGAGAUUUUUCUGGUUUGCCAGGACUUGAAGAAGUGGUUCUGUCGUCUGGUGGGAUCGAGCAGAUCGAUGCCAAUGUGUUCAGAUCUCACAUGUUGUUAAGAACUCUGGACCUUCAGAAAAACAAGUUAAGACAGCUUCCCCAUGGCUUGCCCUGUGGCCUGGAGAUCCUUCAUUUAGGUCACAACAGGAUACACAGCCUGCAAGAGUUGCCCCUGGAGGGCCUCAAGAAGCUGCGGGUCCUGAACCUCCAGAAUAACCAGAUUAACACUUUACGCACAAACACCCUAACAUUACUCCAGAGGCUUGAGUGUCUUUAUCUGGAUGGAAAUCAAAUCGAAUCAAUACAUGGCACCCCCAGGUUGCCCUUACUCAAUUUGCUUAGCAUGGGAAACAACAGGAUCUCCUCCAUAUCAUCAACCUUCUUCUCUUCGCUGCAGCUUCUAAAAACAUUGGAUUUGUCUUCAAACCGCUUCACCAAAGUCCCUCAUGGUCUUCCUCAGUCUCUGGUUCAUCUGAACUUGGACAGGAAUCAGAUUCGAUCACUGAGAAAUCGUGACAUGUCCCAGCUGCACAACCUCAUUACCCUUUCUGUCAGCUCUAACAGGCUAGUGUCAGUGGACGGGGGUCUUCGCCUGCCUAAUCUCUCUGUGUGCGAGUUGGCAGGAAACCAGCUACGAAUGCUGCCUGCUAGAUUGACCUCUAAACUCGAGAAGCUGGACUGCAGGCAGAACAAUAUCCAGGAAGUCACUUUCCAACAGCUAGCAGGAAUGAAACUACUGAAACAUCUCUUUUUGGAAAACAACUCCAUCCAAAACUUUGAAGCCAAUGCCCUUAAAAACUGCAUUCAACUAACCAGCCUGGCGUUAGAACAGAAUCUGCUUUCUGCUAUUCCUCAUGGGCUUCCUGAGACACUGGUCCGUUUGGAUCUGAAGGGGAACAACAUUGACACAAUACAUGAGCGUGAGCUGAACCCUCUCAGGCGACUUCAGGUGUUAAAUCUGCGCAACAACAAACUCUCCACCCUGCCUGCAUUGAACCUACCAAAACUAAAAGUUCUAUAUUUGGAUGGAAACCCAUGGCAGUGCAACUGUGAACUCAUCAAUGUCAAAAAGGCCCUUUUAGCAAACGAUGUGGAAAUCAGGCCUGAUUUCUGUAGCGAACCUGUUCAUAAAUCUCUUGAUGAAUGGCGAGCUUAUGUACUGGCAAAAGAUAUCUGUCAGAAGCAGACCAGAGAUUUGAUAUUGGAGAGCCAAACUGAACACACAGACAAUGAGGAAUAUGAUGAAUAUGAUUUGUAAAUGUAAUGUGACAUUGCAAUGUUGUUCUGUCUCUCUGCAUGCUUUAUUUCUAUUUUCACCCCUUAUAGAAUGAACAAUAAAUUUAAUCUUGUCCAGUAAUGGGCAACGCCAGUGAUAUGGAUACAAUAAAAUAAAAUCAAUUGUAUUUGGCUUGGAAAAUACAGUUUUGUUUAAUUAAACUCCAGAAAUAAAUCAGAUAGA
This is a messenger RNA of Carassius auratus (goldfish), 2064 nucleotides long. RefSeq names its product nephrocan-like. Gene Ontology annotation, molecular function: protein binding. The transcript has 3 exons. The record is from RefSeq and is a predicted model, not a curated record. NCBI's taxonomy places the organism in Eukaryota, Metazoa, Chordata, Actinopteri, Cypriniformes, Cyprinidae. The coding region runs from base 367 to 1863 and encodes 498 amino acids.